UCCCGAGCGGGAUAAAACCGCUCCCGAGCGGGAUAAAACCUGUCCCGCUGUUUCCUCGUCCCUUCAGCACCCUCGCUGCCCCGUACGCAGUGCCUGGGAGCCGCUGGAGGUGUUGACCAUGAAGCCAUCAGUACCAGCUGUGGCCGUGUGGGGGAGAACAGCUCCCUCUCACAGCAUCACUGCUGUGAUGAUCACAGAUGACCAGCAGACCAUAGUUACAGGGAGCCAAGAAGGACAAAUAUGUCUCUGGGAUCUUUCAUCAGACUUACAGAUUUCAUCUAAAGAAAUUCUGUUUGGCCAUACUGCUUCUGUAACUUGUUUGGCAAAAGCAAGAGAGUUUGAGAAACAGCCAUACGUAGUAAGUGCUACUGAAAAUGGGGAGAUGUGUGUUUGGAAUGUCACUAGUGGACAGUGCAUUGAGAACGCAAAGCUUCCUUAUAGGCAUACAGCAAUCCAUUAUUACCAUUGCUCAUUCCGAAUGACAGGUGAAGGCUGGCUUCUUUGUUGUGGAGAAUAUCAAGAUGUUCUUAUUAUUGAUGCUAAAACUUUGGAUGUUCUUCACACUUUAUCAUCAUCUCAGUCUUCUGAUUGGAUAAAUUGUAUGUGUAUUGUACACUCUGCAAGAAUUCAAGAAGACUCUUUAGUUGCAGUGUCUGUAGCUGGAGUUCUCAAAGUAUGGGACCUGUCUUCAUCUCUGAAUAGCAUUCAGGAGAAACAAAGUGUGUGCGAGAAGGAAUCAAAAUCUCUGGACUGUGUAAACUGUCAAGCAGUAAGAUUUUGUACUUACACGGAAAGGCUCCUUCUUGUUGUGUCCUCCAUGUGCUGGCAGGUCUAUGAUUAUUGUGAUUUCUCCUUGCUUUGUACUGAGUUCUGUAAGAGUGGUCAGUGCCUUGCUGGUGGGGAAGUGCUGGCAGCUUACAGACUUAUCAUCUGGACAGAAGAUGGCCACAGUUACAUCUACCAGCUGCUAAACAGUGGCCUUUCUAAAAGCAUGUACCCUGCUGAUGGGAAGGUGCUGAAGGAAACAGUUUAUCCUCAUUUACUCAGCUUUACUGGCAUGAAGGAAAAUAAGAGUCUUCCUUUUGUCAUGGGCUUCAUGAAUGAAAGAAAGGAGCCUUUCUACAAGGUUCUUUUUUCUGGUGAAGCUUCAGGACGGAUCACUUUGUGGCAUGUUCCUGAUGUUCCUGUGUCAACGUUUGAUGGUUCUCCAAAAGAGAUCCCAAUUACAACCAUGUGGACUCUUCAGGAUAAUUUUGAUAAACAUCAUUCCAUGUCAGAGGGCAUUAUUGAUCAACUUUGUGGAUCUGAAGAUGGAUUUGGAAGCACAGUUGUCAGUUCCUCUGUGUACAUACCUGGUCUUGAUAAGCUUGUAUGUGGAUGUGAAAAUGGGAAAAUUUUUGUGACAUUAGGUUUAGAAACUGCAAGAGCAAGACUUUUAGAAAACAUAUCUUUUCUUGAAGAUAAUCUACCUUAUAAGGUUCUGAAUGGUCACAGUAGCAGAGUCACUUGCUUACUUUAUCCACAUGACAAAUCAGUAAGAUUUGAUCCCAGCUGGCUGUUAUCAGGGGGCCAGGAUUCUGUUGUGAUCUGCUGGGAUUUAUUUACUGGAGGCAUCCUACAGCAGUUUAAUCUGCAGUCUGGUGCAGUGACAGAGCUCUUGCGAUCCCCAGAACACUACAGAUUAAGAGACCAGAGUAUAGUGUGCUGUGUGUGCAGCGACCACUCAGUAGCAAUUCUGCACCUCCAGAAGAGAGAAUGUCUCUUACAUGCUAGAAAGCAUCUGUUUCCUGUGAAGAAGAUAAAAUUUGACCCUCUUGAGAAUGUGCUAAUUGUUGGAUGUGAAGACAAUUCAGUUUACAUUUGGGAAAUUGAAACAGGCACACUGGAACGACAUGAAACUGGUGACACAGCAAGAGCAAUUCUUACUGCUAUUGAAGAUUCAGAAUACUUAGUGGCAGGUGCUCUACUUCCCGUGUCUCAGGAGUCAAAACGAAACAAGAAUUCUGGGUACAAACACUCCAGCUCAUACAAGCAUGGCAUAGGCCCUUAUCCUGCUCAUACAGAGAAGUCUUCAGAUAAGUUGACUGAUACCAGCUGCAUCCAACAGCCCUUUACUAUUUUACCAGCUAAGACAAAAUGGAACAAUGCCAACUUUCAUAUUCUCUUAUUUGACCUGGAAAAACUUGAGGAACUUCUCUCAUCUCAACUCAAUGGAUUGAAGUCAUCAAAAUCAUUCCACAACCAAUACACUCUAGACAGAGCUAAAAGUACUACUGAGAAAAGGGCACUGACAUUAAAAAGAAAUAAAACUGCUGCCUUUGUACCUCAAGUAGAUGGGCAGGAAGAGACUGUUUGUUCAGACCAAGUUCACAAAGAUAAUUAUCCAGCUAGGCCUAUGGAAGAAGGUGGUGGCAUAAAAAGAUGGAAAAAAAUGAAGAGUUCAAGAAAGAUCAGAAUGCAGCCAUCAGGAAACAUCGAUAUGAACACUGCAACCGAUACAGCUAAACUGCUUUUAUCAUGUCUCCUACCAUGGGGUGUAGAUAAAGAAAUAGACAAUCUCUGUGCAAGUCACCUGAACAUCUUGAGGCUUCAGUGUCCUGUUUCUUUUGGACUUGUGUCAGAUGAAAGCCACCUCUCACUGAUGUUGCCAGGAUGGAAAUGCACUGAUUGUGAUGGGUUAGGAGAACAUGGAGUUUUCAAUUUGUUUUCAAAAAGAGUCCUUGAUUUAUCAAACAAAUACCUUGCUGCUACUGAAGGACAAUUUGGAAAGAAAGAUGGACCUGAGAAUAAUGAUUAUGCAACAAGGGACUUGGAAACAGUAUUUUUCUUAUUUAGCAGAAUAGCAUUAAUCAGCAGGAUAAUUAACACACCUUCAUCAGUUACAGAUGAAAUUGAAAGUCCACAGAAACCAGAAUCUGUACAUGACAAAUGGCGAAAUGUGGAAGACAUAACACUUUCAUGCCCCAAUUUUUAUGCAGAAUUACCAAGCAAUAAGAGUAGACAUCAUUCCCCAGACUUUGGGAGCAUUUCAUUGCUGAAACUCAUUUGUUGUUGGAAUGACCAAUCUGUAAAGAUUGUUGAGGCAAUGCAAGCAGUGCUGCUGGCAGAAGUUCAAAGGACUAUUAAUCCCUUGAGAAAGACAGCAAUUUGCAGAGAGCCAUUGGCCAGAAUAGAGAAUGGAAAUGAUGACAUGAAGCAACAUCCCUGGAUAUCUAAGGUGUGCUCCUGUAAGGUGUGCUAGAAGAAAAACACUGAGAUGAAAGAAUUGGAAGAUGUAGAAGGACAACCAAGAAAUAGGACAUAUAUGGUGCGGUGGACAUGAAAUGGCUUUUUGUAUUUAUUAUGGUAUCUUUAACAAUCCAUUUUCAGAAAAAAUACCUUCCAUAAGAUCAGCUUCUUUUGGCUGAUUUAUUGUCUUCAAUUCACACUCCUGUUGCUAAUAGAUUUACAUACAUAUUUACAUAAAUUUGAGUAGUUUUAAUAUAGAAAAUAUCAACUCUUCAUUUUUGGAUAUCAUUCAUUUGUUCAUGUAGUGAUCUUUAGAACUUUGAUUGCCAUUAAACAAUUAUAUCAAUUUUAGUAUUGUUUUACAUACAUAAAAUUUAAAUUUUUCUUCCUCUUUCCUUAUGACUUUUCUUAUCAAUAGCAUUUUAACACUGAGUGAAACCAAAUGCCUUUCAAAUAAUCAGAAAAUUUAUUUUUACUGAAAAUAGAAAUUCACAGUUUGAAUUAAACAUGGAAUGUUUAGAACUAAAAAACAAAGAGUAUUCUGUGCACUUGUUAUCAAUUUCAAUUGAUAUUAUUCUGUGCAUUUGUUAUCAAUUUCCCAUUCUGAGACAAUGGGAAAUUGAUAACAAAUCUGGCCAUGUCUAGGAUGUAAAUUUUCCUUUUCUCUAAAAACUGCCAUUGCCAUCAUCUGUAGAAAGGUAGUACCAGUAUGGAACUGGAGUAGCCCAUUGGGGUCCUCUUCUGAAAUUAUAUACUUCACUUAAUAUCAAUUUGUGCUCGUUGGGAAAAGCAGCUAUACCUUUUUUACUUGUGUGCUGUGGCUUCAUUCUUGCAUUUCUUGUGCUAGAUAUGUGGAAUAAUAUCAUUGAUGCAUUUAUACUUGCACAACACAACUGAGAGCAGAACAUGCCUUUAGCUAACAUAUAUCCUCCUCUUAACUUUUGUGGCUGAAUGAGAGUUGUAAACAUCAAGGAGGUAAAAAUAAAAUUGUAAAUAUACCUACAGAACUUAGUAGCCCUACAGGAACCUUGCAGACAGUAGAACAAAUUGCAAACAAAGGAUGGACCCAUCUCCCUCCUUUGCUCCUCUUCCAUAUGAACAACGACAUCCAGUUGUUGCAGCAGUCUCUUCCAUGGACAUUAAAAAGUCUGUUCACAACAAGCAUCACUGCUUUGCAUCAGCAUCUGCUCACUUGGGCCAGGAUUACAACUCUUUUGAAAACUCUUUCAUCUAGAUAUUUCAAAAAUGCAUGUGUUCAAGGAGGUCUCAUAACUCAAGGAAUUGGCAAUGGCCAUAACACCCACUACUGCUGUAGUAGCAAUUACAUUUGUGCAACAUG
Molecule: messenger RNA, 4567 nt
Organism: Passer domesticus (house sparrow)
Lineage: Eukaryota; Metazoa; Chordata; Aves; Passeriformes; Passeridae
Gene: WDR72
Product: WD repeat domain 72
Exons: 19
Coding region: 119-3241 (1040 amino acids)
Biological process (GO): protein localization to plasma membrane
Cellular component (GO): cytoplasm
Molecular function (GO): protein binding
Source: RefSeq, a predicted model, not a curated record